Molecule: messenger RNA, 3892 nt
Organism: Neoarius graeffei (lesser salmon catfish)
Lineage: Eukaryota; Metazoa; Chordata; Actinopteri; Siluriformes; Ariidae
Product: drebrin-like protein A
Exons: 16
Coding region: 175-2337 (720 amino acids)
Biological process (GO): postsynaptic actin cytoskeleton organization; positive regulation of dendritic spine morphogenesis; regulation of actin filament polymerization
Cellular component (GO): postsynaptic density; plasma membrane; postsynaptic membrane
Molecular function (GO): actin filament binding
Source: RefSeq, a predicted model, not a curated record
AUGCAGAGCAGCGCCACUGACUCGCUCUCUCUCUCUCUGUGUGUAUGAAGUCUCUCUCUCUCUCUCUCUGAGCGUUUCAGCAGAAAGUAACCCCAGUCCGCGAAUGCCUGUGGGACUGUAGGCUGGAGUGGAGAAGUUAGGUUUUGUUGACAUUUAAAAAAUAAGAAAACAAGGAUGAAAGCGAUAAACUUGGACACGUUCAGCCUGUCGCUGCUCACCGCUAAAGAGGACAUCCUCAACGGCCGCGCAUCCGCAGACUGGGCGUUGUUUGCAUAUGAGGGACUCACCAACAACCUGAAGCUUUUUGAUUCUGGAAAUGGAGGCUUAACAGAAUUGACCCGGAAGUUUCACAUUGCCAAACCCAUGUACGGACUCUGCAGGAUUACACUGUCUGAAGCGGGACAGCCACGGAUAGUCCUGAUCUGCUGGGUUGGAGAGGAUGUGGAUGAGUAUCGGAGGACAGAAUGUGCAAAUCAUGUGCCUGCAGUCAAAAACUUCUUCAAGGAAGCCCAUGUGUUUAUCAGUGCGUCUAAUAAAGAUGAGCUGACUGAGGAAAAGAUUGCAGCUGUUCUGGCAAAAGUUCGACCACCGAUGGAGAGAUUUAGAAGAAACUCGAGACCAACAGCGAAAGAAGAGACCGUGGGAACAAACUACAGGAAGACGAACGCUGCCAUGGAGAUGAGAUGGAUUAACAGAGACUCCUUCUGGGCACGUGCAGAGCGUGAGGAAGAGGAGAGGAAGGAGGAGGAGAAGAGGAAGGCUAUGGAGGACAGGAGACGCCGGGAGAGAGAAAGAGUUCUGCAGGAAAGGAAAGAGGCUGAGGAGAGAGACAGAAAGAUGAACGAAAAACUGCAGAUGAUCGAGGAGCAAAAGAGAUUGGAUGCCAAACGUCGGGAAGAAUCUAGAAGACAAGAGAAAUCUCGAUGGGAGGAGCAGCAGAAAGAGCAUGAAGAAGAGAUGCGGGCUCGCCUCCGACGCAGCGAGUCCAUAGAGAAAGCAGCCGAGGCAGCAGCCCUCAUUUCCCAGCGCUCCAUGAACCCACGAGAGUUUUUCAGGCAGCUGUCACAAAGCUCCACCAGCCCUGUAUCCCCACGCUCAGGCAAACCUCCAUUCCGUCGUUACCAGCGCAGUUUGACGGACACCGCAUUCAUCUUCGAGAGAGCCAGUGCCAGUAGCGGUCCCACUUCUCCACUCAGCCCGUCUGUCACAUCCCCUUUCUCUCGCACACCGACCAGCCCUUUCAAUCGCUGCAUUUCUCCAACCAGUCCAGGAUUCCGUCCAAUAACAUCUCCCCAAAGCCAUCAUACCCCUGUGAGGACUCCUCCCUCAUCUCCUGUUGAGUGCUCUGCCCCACCAGUGUCCUCUCUGCCCAGCCUGCCAGAUUCUAAAACUCCUCCACCUCAGUCUGCUCUUCCUGAUCUUCCUGCUGCCCAGGUCUCUGCUGUCACUGAGUCGUCAGGUGAGGUCGAGAGGAAAUCAUUCAGUGCAGAUGUUAGUGAAGAGGAACCUGCUACUGUCCUAAACGCUCCAUCUGCACCCCUGCCUGAGAACCCAGUUCCAUUGAAGGAGCCAGUUUCAGAGUUCCUCAGCGAUACCCGCAUGUCGAGUGAGAUAGAGGAAGAGUUAAUAAUCAUCAUUGGCCCAGAGGAAGAAGAGCCAGAAUUACCACUGGAAGCAUGCACCGCCUAUCUUCCAUCCACAGAAACAUCCUGCAGCUCAGAGGGUCCAGCUAAAGAGGAGCAGGCUGACAUGGCACGAUCAGAAGCCGUCGCAGUUUUCCAUCUUGCUGAGGUGGAGGAACCUAUAGAGGAGGAAGAACCAGAGCAGGAGGGAGAUGAACAAACAGCAGAGUUUGGUUUAAGCAGGGAACAACCAGAGUCUGAAACAUCAGCCAGUGAUGAACCAACCCUGGUAGAAGAGACUGAGGCUGAUGUUAAAGAUGAAACGGAGGUGUGUGUGGAGGAGACUAAGAACUUUGUGAUUGAAGAAGAAAGGCCAGACCAGAAUGGCAUAUGUCCUCAGAAUGGUACAGCCAAGGAAUGUGAUGAUUCGUCUGACCAUAGCACACCAGAGAAGUGCACUUACAUAGUCAAUCGCGAGGAAACUGAGGAAGAUGUGCAGAUUGAAGAAGCAGAGAACGGAGAGUCCUCAGCAGACAGACCACUUCUACGUGUGCGAGCGCUCUAUGAUUACCAAGCAGAGGAUGAAACGGAGAUUUCCUUCGAGCCUGGGGACAUCAUCAUGGACGUGGAAACGGUGGACAAGGCCUGGUGGAGAGGUCUCGACAAAGAUGGCCGCCAAGGUCUCUUCCCUUCCAACUAUGUCGAGACCAUCUAAGGACUUCAGUUUUCUUUCAGAGACUUUGUCUCUUUAGCUUCAGUACCAGCACUCAGGGACCAAAAGCUUUGGGGGAUCCAGCAGAGGGAGCGAAAAACAGGCUCUAAGUCUUCUGGCUGUACCACAGUGAAGGUACUAAGAGACUGAUGGGACAAAAGAGAUAAGGAAAUGAUCUGAGAUCAGCGCUUGAGCUUGUGUAUGGUGACGUGAGACAGGUUGCUUGAAGUUAUUCUGAACCAUCUCCAGGUUAUUGUUUUUGUGUAUUUUUAUUACCUAUGAUUUGGCUCAGCAGCACGUUCGAUUCUUUCAGCAGAUUCUUGGUUCUGUUUCUAACACGCAAGUCAGUCAUUGUUCGGAUAUCGACUGAUUUAUGGCUUUGUAACGCUAAUGUUAGAUAUAGUAACUAUCAGCCUUCAUUACAGCUGCAUUUAGAGCAUGUAUCAUUUUAUUGUUUAUCGGGAUGAUCCCUGUAUUACUUAUAAAGUUUCUGCAGUGCUGCUGAGCAGAUUCUGAUCCACUUUUAUAUGCAUUUACAUUAGGCUUAUGCAAUAUUGAUUUUUUUUUUUCCCUGCUUGAGAGUUACCGUUUUAAAAAAUUGAACUAAACAAUUUAAUAGUCCAGGACUGGAAAAGACAAGAAAAUAAGCAUUUCCACUAUUUAAGGUUUAAUAACAUCAGCUGUGCGGUCAGGAACUGCUUGCUGGCAGUGGCAGUUGUGAAAACUCAGCUGGAUGGUGGCGUUUUGGAUGACUCUGGAGUAUGAUAUUAAAUAUAUACUUGUCUAAUGAUAGUAAAGUCAAAGAAAGUGAUAGAUUUUAUUUCAUAUUAAUGACCUCAAGAUGGAGAAAAGGGGGUGGGGCUUAUAAGCGGUAUUGGUUUGUAUCAGAGAGUUUGGUGUACCUGCGCAAAUCAAUCCAGAUUCAUAUGUCAAUUGGCUCAUCUCCCAUUAUAUUGGGAGAAAAAAAAAAGAUGGUUCUUUUCAAGUAUUGUUGAGUGAGAUUUGUACUCGAGUACCCUGAUGUUAAAGUGUGGAGCGCCGAGACAAAGUGCGCAAACGGUGGCAGGUCUGGUAAUAUGAUAUUAUAUUAUAGAAACCAAUGUCACCAGAUAUCAUGGCAUUGUAUUAUCAUGUAGGGAUGAUAAAAUCGUUAUAUCACACAAGCCUAAUGUCCACCCAAAUUCUGCUUCGCUCUGUGUUCUGGGUAAUGCUGAAGUGAGGAUCUUUUUACUAACCGACAUCUGACUGAGGUCAAAUAAAGCAGGACGGUUUUAUACUGUAUUUAUGCUGAGCGAAACAUUUUAAUAGACACAAAUUAAGUACAGGUUCACUGAUGUAAUCCCACACGUACAAAAAAAAUUAUCACCGAUAUGAUAAAUCUAUCCACUAACUUCUCUAGCAUGACAUUUCCCAGCAUGACCCAUUUUCAAAUCUUUCUGUGUCAGAUACUGUUCUGUAAGGAUUGAUCAGAAUUUCACUCUACUAUUUUAUACCUAUUGACCAUCUGACAGUUUCUUGUCUGUCACUUUAUCAGUUAAUUAAAGAUCUAUAUAUUGUA